CGGUUCCUAAUUGGAAAACAACAUAACCUCUCGAGAUAUCGAUAUCAGUUGAUCACUUCUCUAGUCCAACUAUUUUUUACACGAAAGGAGCUCACUCUGUUUAAGGGCAGUCUCAGCGAUGGCUUUGAGUCAUAGCAGUAUAAGCUUCACAACAACAUUAACUUCCAUUUCUUCAAAAACCCAAUUUGUUAUUUCUCCAAAAACCAACCCUUUUGCCUUAGAUUCUAGUUGCUUUAAACUGUACAAAAGAAGCUCCUUUUCUGUUCGAGCUAUGGGUUCUUCUGCUUCUUCUUCCCAGAAGCCUGACAACGCUCAAGGAGAUGUUAACUAUGCCUCCGUGAGCGAUGGAGAAUGGAAGAAGAAGCUUACAGCCGAAGAGUUUUACGUCACUCGGCAGAAGGGGACUGAGAGAGCUUUCUCUGGAGAGUAUUGGAACACCAAAACCCCGGGAACUUACCACUGCAUCUGUUGUAAUACACCUCUAUUUGAAUCAUCCACUAAAUUUGACAGUGGAACUGGUUGGCCAUCUUACUAUCAGCCCAUAGGAAAUAAUGUGAAGUCAAAGUUAGACUUGUCAAUUAUUUUCAUGCCUCGUCAGGAAGUUCUCUGCGCGGCUUGUGAUGCUCAUCUAGGGCAUGUAUUUGAUGAUGGUCCACCACCCACUGGUAAACGUUAUUGUAUCAAUAGCGCUUCCUUGAAACUAAAUCCCAAAUAAGAGACCAGUGAUCUGGUAAAUUUCAAUUUCAGGUUAAAGUUAAGCGAGACAUUUGUUUGUAUAUGCACAAACUGUAUAUCACCUCUUUAGCUUCUCAAGCUCUCAAUCCGACAGAUGUUCUAAUGCAACUGUUAUGUAAGCAAAAACUAUUAUACAGAAUAGCUGGUGCAUGCAAUAAAAUGAUACAGAUCAAUUAUCUUCC
Populus nigra (black poplar) is the source of this 917-nucleotide messenger RNA. RefSeq names its product peptide methionine sulfoxide reductase B1, chloroplastic. NCBI's taxonomy places the organism in Eukaryota, Viridiplantae, Streptophyta, Magnoliopsida, Malpighiales, Salicaceae. The transcript is spliced from 5 exons. Gene Ontology annotation, biological process: response to oxidative stress; protein repair. The record is from RefSeq and is a predicted model, not a curated record. Gene Ontology annotation, molecular function: peptide-methionine (R)-S-oxide reductase activity. The coding region runs from base 119 to 715 and encodes 198 amino acids. Gene Ontology annotation, cellular component: cytoplasm.